Molecule: messenger RNA, 749 nt
Organism: Solea solea (common sole)
Lineage: Eukaryota; Metazoa; Chordata; Actinopteri; Pleuronectiformes; Soleidae
Gene: asgrl1
Product: asialoglycoprotein receptor-like 1
Exons: 8
Coding region: 39-749 (236 amino acids)
Molecular function (GO): signaling receptor activity
Source: RefSeq, a predicted model, not a curated record
ACACUGUGAUCUCGUGUUCAGGGUCCAACCAGAGACGAAUGAUGUCGGUGGAUAAAGGAAUGGAACAUCAGUUUCACCAGUUCGAUAACCCUGAGAAUAGCUCUGUCCAUGGAGAGCCCAAUACACAGCCCACACAUGGAGGUUUGAACAGGAAGAGGAUUCUUGGCCUCUAUGGCGUCCUGGUGCUGCUGCUGCUGAUCCUGCUCAUGGUCACCGGGAUCAAAUUCUCCAACUUAAACCAGGAAAUCACCGAGGUCCGAUUACACCUGGAGAAAAUCAUCUCUGCUGGUGGAACACCUCAGCAGGGCGCCUACUUGAAGAAACUCUCCCCAGUGAGAGGAACAUGUAAGGACGGGUGGUCGUCUUUCGAGAGAAGCUGCUACCUGCUGGCCACCGCGGCCGCGACCUGGAGCAAAGCAGAGGAGCAGUGCCGUGCACACGGGGGACAUCUGCUCGUCCUCAACAAUCUGGAGGAGCUGGACUACAUCUCAAGAAUUGUUGAACUCAGAACAAACUACUGGAUUGGGCUUGUGGAGCGAGAACAUGAGGGACACUGGAGCUGGGUGGACGGCACUGAUUUCAAAUCAACACCGACUUUCUGGGACAAAGGCCAGCCGGACAACUGGGCCUACAGCAAGAAAGGAGAGGACUGCGGGGAACUCCGCCCGUCCGAAUACCGCCGACGCAAGCUGUGGAAUGAUGCGGACUGUACCCUGCCGUACCCGUACGUCUGUGAAAGCAGGGCAUGA